Megalops cyprinoides (Indo-Pacific tarpon) is the source of this 4551-nucleotide messenger RNA. Its product is annotated as FHA domain-containing protein FhaA-like. Gene Ontology annotation, cellular component: membrane. The transcript has 2 exons. The record is from RefSeq and is a predicted model, not a curated record. Gene Ontology annotation, biological process: protein homooligomerization. NCBI's taxonomy places the organism in Eukaryota, Metazoa, Chordata, Actinopteri, Elopiformes, Megalopidae. Bases 86 to 1564 code for a protein of 492 amino acids.
AGGACUACUGGAGGGAGUCAGCGAACUGCGGUUCGCGACACAUUGUCAGAGACGUCACAUACAGUGAAAACAACCAAGUGCAGCAAUGAGCCUACUCUCUAAACUUUCCCUGCUCUUGCUGGGCCUCCUGCUGCUGCAGGGUCACCUUACCUGGGCAAAGCGUGGAGGGGGGUUCAAGUCUAGCUUUGGCUUUGGCAAGAAGCCCUCUACUUCAAGCAGGACCAACACGGGAGGGUCAUCACGAAGACCGUCGCAGUCCCAGCCGGGUAACUACCCCAGGCAACCGCAGAGUCCUGGAGGUGGCUACCCAGCUGGUGGAGGAUAUCCAGCCGCAGGUGGCUACCCAGCUGGUGGAGGAUAUCCAGCCGCAGGUGGCUACCCGGCUGGUGGAGGAUAUCCAGCUGCAGGUGGCUACCCGGCUGGUGGGCGAUAUCCAGCUGCAGGUGGCUACCCAGCUGGGGGAGGCUACCCCAACCAGUAUCCUGGAGGAUACCCAGCAAGAGGAGGUGUGAACCCAGGUGGCUACCCAAACCAGUACGGGGGCGCAGCCUAUCCCGGGGGUUACCCCAACAGGGGUGGGCCUGGCUGGGGGCAGCAAGGGGGAUACCCUGGGGCCUAUCCGGGGGGCUACCCAGCAGGGGCGGGAGGCUAUCCUAACUGGAACCCCAACAACCAGAUCCUGAGCCCACGCUAUGGAGGAGGCUAUGGCUACGGAGGUGGAGGGUAUGGCAUGGGAGGCUCUCCCUUCUCCCGCUCUGUGCAAGGCAUGGGCCUGGGCCCCUCCACGAAUUCUAAGGGCUUUGGGAAGCAGGCCGCGUUGGCAGCGGGGGUGGGGGCGAUGGCUGGCAUGGCAGUGGGAUACGGCUUGGGCCGGUUCCCACGGCCUCACUUCCACUUCCACAGCCCCCAGGAAGAGUACUAUUACAACCACUACAUGUACCGCCGCUAUGGCUCGCGCUCCACAGACCAGAACGACUUUGGCCGUGACUACCGCUUCAAGGAGCCUCCGCAGUCCUACGACAACUUCAUGGACAGCUGCAUGAAGAGAUCUGACUUGCUCCCGGGACAGGAUGGCAGCCCCCAGAACAUACAGGGGGAUGCUCCGGCUGUACAGAGCAUGCAGAACGACGAUCCGAAUGCAGGUGAGGGCGCAGCCAGUCUUUCCACCCCGGUGCCAGCAGUAGCAGCUGAGAACAGCACGUCAAGCAGCAACGUCACGGAGGGCAGUGAAGGAAAGGCCAGCACCACCACAGCGGAGCCUGUCCCUCCGGCCGGCGAAGCAGAGCCCGGCCCUCCGGCCGGCGGAGAAAAGACAGACGAGGGCGACGACACUGUGAGCAUCAUGGAGAUCGGCUACCCGGAGCUGAUCGAGCAGCUGAAGGCCCGGCGCUGCGUGGAACUCUAUAUGGUGUACUCCGAGCGCUACCUGGAGAAACAGACCGCUGAGCGCAGCAACGACAACCCCAGGGGGAGUGGGGGACAGCAGCGCCCCCUCCACCAGGGACUGGUGCUGCUCUUCACCUCCACCUUCAUGCUCCUUGGCAGCACUGUCCUGCUGCAGUAAAGGAAACACACAGGGGCAGCGUGACAUGUUAUGCACAGACGCCACAAUGCCAGGGGAUGUUAGUUCCAGCUUUCUCAACCUUACACAAGGAAGCGGCUCAGGACUUUUAUUCUGGUUUUUUUUUUUCUGGGUUGUAGUUAUCUUGCGUAUUAGGGCCACACUUUAACAAGAUUAUGUCUGCUACCGGUGUACUGUAGCGCCUUUUGUGUCCAGCUGUCCCAAAGCAUUGAACACUCCAGCACAGGGUAAGGUAGCUUAUCCUCACGCAUGUGCAUGACUACUGUACAUGUUCUAUCAACUACAGACUGCAAAAAUAAUGUGAAAGAAUUUGACUCCAAUAUAAAGAUUGGGACUAAAGAGACUAAAGAACACCAUGGUUCCAGCGUGUGGAAAGAGGGAGUCUGAGACACCAUUGGUUUGGAGGGUAUUAUCCAUGGGCCUUUAGACAUUAAGCUUAAUCUGGUUGACAGUUGAGUUUCACUUUAGUAUAACAGCAGUCACUUUUGCACUUCUUUUGUCAGUGAUUUCAGGAGAGCUUUUGGAGAUAGAGCAUUUACUCACUGUUAUACACUGAUCUUGGACCUGCUGUGGUUUGUGUAUAUAUACAGUAUAAAGAAACAUAUAUAUGUAUUUAAAAUAUCUCAUGUGUGGCUGGAAGUGUAAGAAAAUACAUUUUGUUGUGUGUGAUGUACAGUACAAAGAGCUGAAUUUUAGUGGACGAUUAUUAUGGACAAUUAUUGUCAAGGUAGCUCUGAUGUUUAAUAUGACCAAGAUGGUAUAGAUGGGUAUAAAUGUCACACAAAACAAUGUUGCUGUGAUACUGGGUCAUAUUAUAGAGUAAAAAUAUAUACUGAAUGAAGAGCAAUGGCUUAAAUAGGUACGCUUAACAAAGUACUAUAGCCUAUAUAUUACGCUUCAGCUGUAUGUGUAACAGUAGAAUGACGUAUAUGGAAACCAGAUUCAUGUAGAUACUUGUUAUGCAGGUUUACUUAUUUUUACGUCAUAUCAAAGACAAAAAUGACAUUCAUCUGCAUUCCACAAUUGUAAUUUAUUUCAGUAUCAGACAGUGUCAGACAUCAGCACAAUGCUUUCAACUGUCUUUCAAGAUUAAUUUAAAACCAAGACCAAGACAGUCCAAGACUGAAUUUAGAGUAAAUGCAUAUACGAGGAAAACUUUGUACAAAUUUGUUCAUAGAUGAGAUUCAUUUCUGUUUGUGUGUUUCAGUUAAUUUUGUGUUUGAAUAUUGUAUGUUCCCAAGAUCAAAUAUACAAACGCUCACAUCCAAGCUGGCAACGGCAGUGUAUAGAUAAUUACUGCAGAGACUUUGAUAUUCUCUUGCAUGUUCUCACAUGUUCACCAAGUUAAUAAUAUUGAUGAGACACAAUAAGAUUGCAUUUGCCUGAAUUUUUAAAUUAAGAUGCAUUUGAAGACUGGUCUUGGUCUUAAUAAUCUCAUGGUGGAAAAUUUUAAUGAUCUGUCUCAUCCUUAACUCCCAUGAAAGUUGCAUUUUCCCCAUGUUUGCUAUACACCUGAGCAGCCCACAGAAAUCAUGCACACUUGGAGCGCGGCAGCAGUAUUGAGAGCCACAGCAGCGCCCAGUGGUACUCCUCCAUCAUCUCAAUGUCCCUGCUCCAUUUUCUCAGUCGCCUGGAUCUGUCUUUGCACUGCCAUGUAAAAGUGAAGAACACUGCACUGAGCAAACAGUUCUUGCGCAAACUGGCUCAAAACUCACACACUUGUUUAAACUUGUUUAAUGCAACCACAUUAACAAAAUCAAAUUUUGCAUUUGAAGGCAUUGCAGGAGUCAUUUCCUUUAAGUGUGGCUGUUUGUGGUGUGCUUGAUCAUGACUCAUUUUAAUAGAUGUCUGUUUGAACUGUAAUGCUCUAGUAUACUGAAAGAAACAGAAGGUACGCUGUACUAGGAUAAUAUGCACCCACCAAACGCAGUGUGUUUAUUGCUGUUACUGUUUAAUGUGUCCUUGUAUUUCUUUUUUUCCUUCCUUCUUUGCUUGAUCUCUGGCCUCUCUCCCCCUUUUCCAGGGUGUAGUUUGCAAGUGCUCUUAUUUUUAUAGACUCUCCUAUGCUUUAUUUGAGGAGAGAAUGUAUUGUGAAUCCCAGGGCCUUUUUCCUCUAAAGGUCUGUAGUUUAAAUGUAGUCUGUACAUUUGCAAUGUACUGUGCAGAAAAUUUCAGUUAUUGAUGUGUGGCAGAGAAGAAUGGAUUAAUAACUUCUUUGUCUGCCACACAGUGCUGGAAAAAUGCAGUCAAUUAAGUGCAAAAUUUGUAGAAUCUAGCAUUUUAUAAAGCAGAUGCUGCUCACAUUUUUGUUCAUAGAGGGAUUUCAGCUGAACUUUAUACAUCAAAUCAAAGGUAAGAUGAUACAGGGUGUUGUAUCAUAAUAUUGUAAAUUGUAUAACAUAGCGUUGUAGGUUAUGAUACACAAUGUGAUACAGAGUUAAAGUUAUUACUCGUUUUGGAAUAUAGAAUGAAGUAAAAUGCAUCUUGGAGCAUCGAAAAUAUACUGGCAUCUGAAUAUGUACAUUUGUGUCACUAAUUAUUUGAAUGAAAUACGAGCGAUGGUGUCCAGUCUGAAGUUGAAUUGAAAUUUAGGCCUGUUUUCACUCCAAACUAUGUAGUGGUGCAUGCAGCAAAGUACAAUUGAAAAUGUUAUUGAUGAUUGUACCUCAGAAUUUCUUGGAUAACCAGCUGGCACAACAACAGUUGUGGCAAUAUUGUUUGGAGUUGCCAGGGGACCUGACAUGGCACAUGCAGAUAGUUGUUGAACUGGAAGCUGGAGAUCUGCGCUUGAAAUGCUCACUUUCCAGGGAAACACUAACAUAUUUAGGACAUUUUAGUCAUUAGUCAGACACAUGUUGAAUCUUCAUUUUAAUAAAAAAAAUUAGAAUGUGCAUAUUUAACUUGUAUUCUACACUCUGAAGGCCCUUAGUUUGCAAGUGUUUGCAUUGUACUUACAACUGCAUUCAGUC